UUGUCAAAGAACUUGUCAUUUCAUAUUUUAUUUACAGAGUACAUCAAAAUGGACAAGAAAAUAUUUUGUAAAUGACAUGUUUUAAAGUCGUAAUAAUGCUGAAAUCCUACAUAACUUUACAAGCUUACUGCAAUUGUGUGUCAGGAUUUGAAGGAGAUAAGAUGUCCAAUAAUCAUCUAUGUCUUUUGUUUUUCAUUAUUCUCCUUAAGAAUGUAAAUACCCAAAAAGAGAAUGAGACAGUAAUAGUAGAGCUUAACGUCUUCUCUGGACGAGCAAAUCCAGUUGCUAAAAUGUUGAAACAUCCAAUCCAUCGACUGCUAGUCUCCAAUAAUCAGUGGACACGAUCAGCAUUUCCCAAUGUAUUGGGAUACCGCGGCUUUACGAUUUACGAUCUGGAAAACGCCACAGAAACUAAAUUCGUGUCUAGAGGAGCAGAUAUAUCGGUAGAAAACCAACUUCUAGAGUGGACAGCAAUACCAAAAAAUAUCGAGUUACACUGCAGGGAAGAGAUUCGCAGGGCUUUGCUUUCCAAAAGGGCUCAUCCAAAUCAGGUUCCUGAUGUAACUUCAACAUUACGACAAAACCAGACCAAAAAAUGCGAACAGUUUACAUCAGACACAAAAUAUGAACCAUCACUGUGGAAUACCAACAGAUUAAUUCGUCGAUGGAAUAACUGUUAUAAUUACGGAAACGAUAGAAGAACAAAUACGUUUGCCCAGCCAGGAAAAGCAAAUAACUAUCGCAUCCCAACCAUGGACGGACCAUCCGUGCAGCUGGGUGCAGAGUUAGAUGGACUAAAACCCUUGGCAGCACCUACAUCAUGUCUCCCAGAGCCAGACGGAAACCUCGUUGCUUUAGUUGUAUGGCCAGGAAACGAUUACCAUUUUUACAGAUUGGAUGAAAAUGGUUUAUUUUCCCACAAACCUGGACGAACUGAGGCUAAGAAUUUAGACAAUUCUGGAAGCUUGAUAUCCGAUCCAAGAACAGCAGACAGAGGACCGUAUACAGUAUUUCAGUGCUUUAUGGAUACCGAGCCCGAUCUUGUCGUGAUAAGAUAAUUCAAAAUUGAGUUUUUCAUGCAAUGCGAGUUUCUCUGAAAUUUGCUUUCAAAAUUUGGAUUGUUCUUUUGAAAACCACGAUAAAGACUCUUUUCGUGACCAUU
This is a messenger RNA of Ostrea edulis (European flat oyster), 1162 nucleotides long. RefSeq lists its product as uncharacterized. The coding region runs from base 72 to 1058 and encodes 328 amino acids. Lineage: Eukaryota; Metazoa; Mollusca; Bivalvia; Ostreida; Ostreidae. The transcript is spliced from 6 exons. The record is from RefSeq and is a predicted model, not a curated record.